AUGGUCCAGCCGGCCACGGGCGGCGUGAAGAAGCCGCACCGCUACCGGCCCGGCACGGUGGCCCUGCGCGAGAUCCGGCGCUACCAGAAGUCCACCGAGCUGCUGGUCCGCAAGCUGCCGUUCCAGCGGCUGGUGAGCGAGAUCGCGCAGGACUUCAAGACCGACCUGCGCUUCCAGAGCUCGGCCGUCAUGGCGCUGCAGGAGGCGUGCGAGGCCUACCUGGUGGGGCUCUUCGAGGACACCAACCUCUGCGCCAUCCACGCCAAGCGCGUCACCAUCAUGCCCAAGGACACCCGGGUCCCCUACAGGUUAAUGGAGGGCCUCAUUACAGGAUAGCGCCACACCCGUGUUUCCUAACAGUAGACAUGCUCUGAGGCACUGCCCCCCAUCACCCUCAAUGUUGCCAAAUGAAUAAAAUCGUGGGAUUACAUUGGUAUGUAAUUUUCUCUGGAGCCCGAGAAAACUUUCUCACAUCUGGGAUGAACCUAAAAUCUUCAGGGCUGUUGCCUCAGGGUAAUUUUUGUCGAACCUUAACAUUUAAGGGAAGUUUCCCGUAACUGGUGCAAUUGAAAUGUGUAAUGUUGCUAAUCCCGCAGGCUGUUCUGCCUUCCAGACUCAAGGAACGAAUGGAGUCAGGAAAAUACUAUAGAAGAGUCUGAUAUGGUUUGACCAAGGGCUGUUUAGGAAUGAAGUACACUGUGUGGCCGGUUUCUGACAACCCCUGGCCUCUGAGGGGGCAGGGUUAGGGAUGGAGGAAGGUCUGUUGAUGAGCACCACACUUAACUUUUGUUGCUGUUAGGGAAUAAGGUAAGGAAAACCCCUGCCACCUGGUUUUAUUGCCCAGGGUACAGAAUCUUGCCUCCUACUCUCUGUUCACUGUACUCCUUUAACUGAUGUCUCCUCAAAAAGGGGAGGGGGGGAGCGGGAAGCGUUGUUUGUUUUUUUUUUCUUGAAUGUCUUGGAUAAAUAACCUUGGCUGCCCAGUGACAUUUAUGGAAAUCCUUCUCAGAAUAAUAUUUGAGGUGCAUAAAAUGCAAACAUUACAAAAAACGUAUCCCUUUAGUUACUGAUGUAUUUUUAAUAAAAAUAAAUUCAAUAGGACUGAUAUGUCCCUAACUAGGAAACAUGUUAUGAUACAUGCUUGCUGAACCUAAAAACUGCCAUCACUAAUCAGACGAGUAAAUAACGGUUCAAGGUAAUUUGGCAAUUGUUAAGAGAAAUGGGAUUAUCUGCGAUUUCCACUGGGUGACAAGUACUGAGUUUGUGGCCUAAAUUCAUUGUAAAGAGCAGUAAAUUAGGCUUCCCCAUCCCAAUUUAUGCGGUUUCUCCUCACUACCACGCACCCUCCACCAUGCACUGCUGAUUUUUAUCCUCGGAGGUAUUGUGGCGUGUAUGGACUUCAGCUUACAAACCUUUGUAGUAAAAUUUGAUUGACCUACCCGUGACUUUUCAGCCUAAUUAUAAUUUAUCCUUGAAAGCACCACUUCCUAUCUGGGACUUCUUUAACAAAGUCUAUUAAUAUGUCAUAUUAAUAUUCAUACCCUUGUUCCUAUUUCUUGUACUUAAAACAUAACUACUUUUUUUUUUUUGUAAACUACUUCUAGUCCUAGUGUAAAUAUGACUUUUUGGAAUGAAAAUGAACACUGAUGACAGUAUCUAACAAUGAGAGGCACUCAGAUGCACCCCCUCCCAUAGUAAGAUAUUUGACUUUUUGAUGGGCUUUUUAGAAGCUGUGUGACCCAAAUGAUUUUACUCAUUAUUCAAUUGUUCUGUCCUUAAAUAUGUCUUCCAAUUUUAGGGAAAGAAAAAUGACUUUUCCUCUACUCUUCUGAGUGUUCAUCUGAGAUCCCUGUAAUAAAAGACAGUUUUCCCAAGAGAAAAA
Messenger RNA from Neogale vison (American mink), 1882 nucleotides. RefSeq names its product histone H3.1-like. The record is from RefSeq and is a predicted model, not a curated record. The coding region runs from base 1 to 336 and encodes 111 amino acids. Gene Ontology annotation, cellular component: nucleosome. Gene Ontology annotation, molecular function: DNA binding; structural constituent of chromatin; protein heterodimerization activity. The transcript has 2 exons. NCBI's taxonomy places the organism in Eukaryota, Metazoa, Chordata, Mammalia, Carnivora, Mustelidae.